Messenger RNA from Ceratotherium simum simum (southern white rhinoceros), 2017 nucleotides. RefSeq names its product carbohydrate sulfotransferase 11 (gene CHST11). Gene Ontology annotation, biological process: proteoglycan biosynthetic process; carbohydrate biosynthetic process. Lineage: Eukaryota; Metazoa; Chordata; Mammalia; Perissodactyla; Rhinocerotidae. Gene Ontology annotation, molecular function: sulfotransferase activity. The record is from RefSeq and is a predicted model, not a curated record. Gene Ontology annotation, cellular component: membrane.
GAUCCCUGGAGCGCAAUGAAGUAGCCUCUGGAGAGGAGGGAGGGGGCCCGUCCGACAGCCACAGCGGCCAGCGCAGCGGCACCACCGUCACCGCUCGCACCCCAGCCGCCCGGCCCGCGAGGAGGCAGCGGCGGCCGCGGGCGGGAGCGGAGGCGGCGGCGGAGAGGCGGCGAGGAGCAGCAGGAGGAGCAGGAGCGCGCCGCCGGCGGGGCCACGCACCUCGGCACUUCCAGAGCAACUCCGGCGCCUUCCACAGCCCUGCCCGGGGCUGGGGGCUCCGGGAGCGGCCGCGAAGCCAGCCCGACCCUCCUCCCGAUCCUGCCCAGCCCUGCGCCUCCCGGGCUCCGCUCCGCGCGGCGGGGUCCCCGCUCCUGCGCCCCGGGCGCGCCUCUCGGGCACCCCGGUCCCCGCAGCCAGGACAAAGCCAUGAAGCCGGCGCUGCUGGAAGUGAUGAGGAUGAACAGAAUUUGCCGGAUGGUGCUGGCCACUUGCUUGGGAUCCUUUAUCCUGGUCAUCUUCUAUUUCCAAAGUAUGUUGCACCCAGUCAUGCGGAGGAACCCCUUUGGCGUGGACAUCUGCUGCCGGAAGGGGUCUCGAAGCCCCCUGCAGGAACUCUACAACCCGACCCAGCUGGAGCUCUCGAAUGCCGCCGUCCUGCACCAGAUGAGGCGGGACCAGGUCACAGACACGUGCCGCGCUAACAGCGCCGUGAGCCGCAAGAGGCGCGUGUUGACCCCCAACGACCUGAAGCACCUGGUGGUGGACGAGGACCACGAGCUCAUCUAUUGCUACGUGCCCAAGGUGGCGUGCACCAACUGGAAGCGGCUCAUGAUGGUCCUGACGGGGCGGGGCAAGUACAGCGACCCCAUGGAGAUCCCGGCCAACGAGGCGCACGUCUCGGCCAACCUGAAGACCCUGAACCAGUACAGCAUCCCAGAGAUCAACCACCGCUUGAAAAGCUACAUGAAGUUCCUGUUCGUCCGGGAGCCCUUCGAGAGGCUGGUGUCCGCCUACCGCAACAAGUUCACGCAGAAGUACAACACCUCCUUCCACAAGCGCUAUGGCACCAAGAUCAUCAAGCGCCAGCGGAAGAACGCCACCCAGGAGGCUCUGCGCAAAGGCGACGACGUCAAGUUCGAGGAGUUUGUGGCCUAUCUCAUCGACCCGCACACCCAGCGCGAGGAGCCCUUCAACGAGCACUGGCAAACCGUCUACUCCCUCUGCCACCCGUGCCACAUCCAUUACGACCUCGUGGGCAAGUACGAGACGCUGGAGGAGGACUCUAAUUACGUCCUGCAGCUGGCAGGCGUGGGCAGCUACCUGAAGUUCCCCACCUAUGCCAAGUCUACGAGAACUACUGAUGAAAUGACCACAGAGUUCUUCCAGAACAUCAGCUCAGAGCACCAAACGCAGCUGUACGAAGUCUACAAACUCGAUUUUUUAAUGUUCAAUUACUCAGUGCCAAGCUACCUGAAAUUGGAAUAAAGGGGGUGGGGAGGGGGAGAGAAUCAUGCUUUUUAAUUUAAGAUUUUUAUUUGUCAAAAGAAUUAUAUGGAUAUUGGGUUAUUUUGUAAAUUAAUAUUUCUUUGGGGAUGAUGCUGCGAGCAGCAUAGUGAGAAUUAUUUAAAAUCCUUAGUAGGGAAGGACGGCUGUCUUUGCAGGGGAAUAGGAUGGGUGUCCUUGUUUUUAGAUAUGAAUACUGCAACACUGUCUCAAAGGUUUCCUUGUCUUCUGGUGAAUUCCAUGAAUUGUGCAUCCCAUAAAUUCUAAUUAAUGUUAUUUAUAGUUAUUUAAACAUGGUCUCUGUAUAGAUUUCUUUUUGUGGCAGCAAGAUUCUUGUGUCUUUGCAGAAGAAAUCUAUGUUUUGUUCUGUGCUUGCUACAGCUCAUUGUGAGGCAUGAAUGUUCUCUUUACUAACGGCUCAUAGAGUCACUGCGUGAUAACCACCACAUGAUGGCUGUUGAUGCCACCAUGCUUGAAAUGCUCUAGAAAUAAAUAGAAAGAGGCACCUUGGCAA